AAGGGCAGAAAUUGAAAAAAAAAAAAAACAAUUUUGACAGUAGUUCGCGUCAUCUUACAAACUCGUUUGUUUUCUCCCAUCGUUUUUUCUGGUUUUGUUCGAGAAAUUGUUGAAAAGAUACACAAUCAUGUUUGAAGUUUGCUGUCGGCUUUGCUUACAACAGGUGCCUUUGCAAAACAUUCAUUCGCUUUACGGCAAGCACAAGGAGUUUCUAAUCCGGGACAAAAUUUUCGAACUGUUUGAAAUUGAGUUUUCAGACACGGAAAAAUUGUCAGCAGUUUGCAAUGAUUGUUUGGAAAAAAUCGAAACUGUCGAUGCGAUUCGAACUUUUUUCUUGGAUGCAGACCAGAAGUUUAAAAACAUCUUGGCCGGAACAACUGGUACAUCAUCCAUCAAGUCUCAUGAUGAGGAAACUAACGCAAAACUUGUUGAGAAUGAAAAUGAAGAGCAAAGUAAUGAACAAUCUGAAGCUCUCAUCCAAGAUAACGAAGAUUAUCUUUCCAACUCAAAUAAGAUUGCCAAAACAAUCAAAGCAGAAAUUGAAUCACCCAAUCACGAUCUGGAUGAUGUUGAAAUUCUUCAAAUUGAGCAAGAAUCCGAUAAUGAUUCGGUUAUCCUUAACGUUUGUCAGAACGAAAAUCUCUCCGAUUUGGAAGUGUCACUACUUGCUAUGAACAAGAUACCUGGAACUCCCCACGAAAGUUUAGAAAAUGACGAUGAUGAAGAAUAUAUCAUGUCCCAAAGUGGAGUUAUGUAUGCCUCAGAUCAAAGCUGCGAUCUGACAACUAUAGAUGAUCCAGCAUCCAUGUCAGAUAUUAUAACAGAUGAAGAAGCUUCUAAUAUGAGAGAUUUUACAGAACAACCGGAAAGUGUUUCGGGAGAACAAGUUUAUGAUAUAGUAACACUCGAAUAUCAAUGCAAUGUGUGCAAUGACAUUUUCGAAACUGCUGUAUCCUUAAUCGAGCACAUAAACUCAUUUCAUAUUAAUGAAUAUCCUCAUCAGUGCAAGCAUUGUCAUUUGGUUUACAAAACUAAAGAGGAAUUGCACGUUCAUGAUUGUUCAGUGAAGCCGAAGAUAUUCAAUUGUUCAAACUGUUCAGACUCCCAUCGGACACUAAAAGAUUUGCGCAAUCACACCCGAAAUUGCCAUGGAUCCACUCAAGCUCUUAGCAAAGCGCCUAAGAAAGAUAACCUAUUCAAGUGCGAUUACUGUACCUUGACCUUGAAUAAUAAUCAACAUUUAAUAGACCAUGUUCAAACACUUCACCCAAACGAUUACGUCCUACAUCCGUGCGAUCAAUGUGACAGAACAUUUGGAAACACACAGUCUCUGAGGGCCCACCUGGCGGCCCAUGAUCGCAAUUACAAGUGCAGUUUCUGUGGCAAGCUGUGCCCAACUGCUGUUUCACUAGCUGGUCACGAAAAUACGCACACGAAGGAACAACCGUUCCAGUGUGCUCAGUGUGGCCGAAGCUUCGCGCAGUACACCAGUAUGCGCCGGCACAUGAAAAUUCAUUUCAAUGAGAAGGCAUAUCAGUGCGAUAUGUGCCCGAAGCGCUUCCGUCAGAAGACGGUUAUGCAAACCCAUCGCCGAAUUCACACAGGGGAAAAGCCGUUCGUCUGUGACACCUGUAGUAAAACGUUCCGUGACCACAGCACAUUGGCAAAGCAUAGGAAAAUUCACGAGAAGAAAAUAACGAAGGUUGAACGGAAAUAAAUGAUUUUUCCAUUUUUUUUACCGAAAAUUCAAUAAAGAACUGUAUGAGCUUGUAAAUUACAAGUUACAAUUUAA
Armigeres subalbatus is the source of this 1792-nucleotide messenger RNA. Its product is annotated as zinc finger protein ZFP2-like. The record is from RefSeq and is a predicted model, not a curated record. The transcript has 4 exons. Lineage: Eukaryota; Metazoa; Arthropoda; Insecta; Diptera; Culicidae. The coding region runs from base 128 to 1717 and encodes 529 amino acids. Gene Ontology annotation, cellular component: nucleus. Gene Ontology annotation, molecular function: zinc ion binding.